This is a messenger RNA of Dermacentor albipictus, 819 nucleotides long. RefSeq lists its product as uncharacterized. The record is from RefSeq and is a predicted model, not a curated record. Lineage: Eukaryota; Metazoa; Arthropoda; Arachnida; Ixodida; Ixodidae.
ACAUAGAAGCAGAAGCAGAAGAAGAUACCGCCAUCGGAGAAGGACAAGACAACACACGACAAGAAGGAAAUCCACUCCAAUUCCGAUAAUGCCUGCUUCCCUCUUGGACUCUAGGAACUGGGUCAGGGGUCUGACCCUCGCUUUCACGGUGGUGAUGGUUCUGGCCCUGGGGAUACAGAUGACCUUCAUGUACAGGACAGCGAUUCUGACCGACGCAAAUACACGCCCGCAUGUCUGGAUCUCCUGGGGCAUCGGCUCUUUUCUGAUGGCGGCUAACAUCGGGUUCAUCAUCACUUGGAUGGUCGCCGCAGCCAGGGACAACGUGCGAUGGAUGACGAUAGGCCUGACGGGCGUUUCGGUGCGCCUCGUGGGCACGGUCAUCUACAUUUUCCUCCGCGAAGUGAAGGCCGAGCUAUCGGCGUGGAACCUUUCCGAAAUGGCCGGCGACCAUUCGCGUAAAGAGCUUCUGUUUGAAGAUGUAUGGCUGUUUCCUGUUGGGUUCAUGUUUGCGAUAGAGUGUGGCUUCGUGGCCGCAAUGGCCAGUUACACCGAGAGGUGCAAGGCGGCGAUCGACGCUAAGGUGGAGGUGGAGGUGGAGAAGCCAAGAGAGAAGACUGGUGACAGCUCCUCCCCCGGCGCCCUCGCAGCUGGCACGAGCAACUGAUGACGCUGUAUACAUGCAUGUUAGAGCCAGUGGAGACGCCGCUGCUUCGACAGACAGCUCUUUCAUAUUUAUUUGUGCUGGCAGUGGCCCAAGAAAGCCUGCCGAGCACGACGGACGUGCGAACAAUUAAAGCGUGAAUUGUUUCAACCUUGAAA